AUGUCUCAUAGUUUAAUCGAUAUCUUUCCAGUUGAGCUUAUUUAUCAAUUAUUGAAUUACUUUUCUGCUCAUGAAAUUUUUCAUACAUUUACUAAUAUUAGUUCUUAUAUUGAUAAUGUAUUACUCGAGUAUUCAAAUUAUCGUUUAAAUUUUAAAUCGAUUACAAAAAAGGAAUUUGAUCUUGUCUGUCAACGGAUUACACCGAGUCAUGUGAUUUCAUUAACAUUAUGCGAUAAUGAAAAUACACCAGGUCAAGUUGAACUUUUUCUAUCUCGUUUUCAAUUAAAUCAAUUUACUCGUCUUUGUUCAUUGACAUUGAUUGAUAUUGGACCAAAUUACUGGGAAUCUAUCGUUACAAAAUUAAAUGAUCUUAAAAACUUACGUUCAUUUUUCUGUUAUUCGAUGAGUAAAACAGAUACAUGGAUUUCCAAGAUAUCCUACAAUAGUAUUACUCAACUUGAUUUACAUUUAUUUAAUUACUAUAGUUCAAUAUUUCCUCAACUGAAAUGGCUGAGAUUCACUCAUGGAUAUUUUUUAAACUCAAUUCAAUUUCCCUGUCUUCUACAUUUAAUAUUAAGAUCAUGUACAAUUGAUACAAUGAUAAAUAUUUGUCAUGCUGCAUCAAAUCUUAAAUCAUUAACAACUGUACUUAUAUUGAAUGAAUCGAAUUCAGAUUUUAUUUUACCAUUUAAUCAAAUGAAUCGACUCACAUUGCACAUUGAAGGUGCAAAUCUUUCAAUGAGUAAUAUCGAACAAAUAAUAACAAAUCUUCCUUGUCUUAAAUAUUUACAAUUACGUACACAUGGAUAUGGUGAUUUACUCGAUGGAAAACGAUUGCAAUUGGUGACAAAACAUCUAAUUACAUUUAAUAUCAUGUUUUCUAUAAUAGACGAUUCAGAUUUACAAGAUCUUGAUUCAUUUCGCAGUUCAUAUUGGUUAGAUGAGAAGCAUUGGUACGUUGCCUACGCAUAUAAUUGUUUAUUUUCAGUGCCUUUCUAUGCUACAACAUUCACUAAUGAACAAUUUGAUGUGCCUAUUCUAUCUACAUUGCCUGACAAUACAAUUUUUAAUACAUGCAUUACUCAUUUGACACUUUCAGAACCUUCUAUUAAUACGAAUCAUUAUUUCAAUCAAGUUCAUACGUUAACUAUGUAUCAUUUUAUUCCUUUGUCAUCUAUUGUACAGAUUGUAGAUUUAAAUCGAAUACAACAUUUAUGUUUAUGUAUAACAACAGAAUAUCAUGGAAUUAUAUCUGUCAUAAAUGAAAUGCAAAAUCUUUAUCGAAUUACUCUUAGGAAUAAAGUGAAAGAAUUUCUUGAUAUAGUUCAAUUGAAUUCAUUGAAAAAGAUACGUUAUUUAGAAAUUGGUGUUAAUCUUCCGUAUGACGAUGAUGAUAAUUAUAAUAUUGAACAAUUAAAUUCUGUCUUUCCUAAUGUUCAAAAUCUAGAUAUAGCUUAUAUGUGUUCAAUAGUACAAAUAUUUAAUUUCAUCACUCAAUUCAAAAAAUUAUUAACUGCAUCAUUUUAUUGCAUACCCUGGUCUGCAAAAAAAGGAUACACAAAUGAAUAUGUUAGAAAACUUCAAUCAACUCUGGAUGAAAAUCGAUCAUCUCACAAAUUUGAUUAUACAUAUCGAUUCGAUCAAUCAACAGUUUACAUGUGGUUUUAG
This is a messenger RNA of Adineta steineri, 1668 nucleotides long. The record is from the annotation of a GenBank genome assembly. Lineage: Eukaryota; Metazoa; Rotifera; Eurotatoria; Adinetida; Adinetidae.